This is a messenger RNA of Lactuca sativa (garden lettuce), 3087 nucleotides long. Its product is annotated as phosphatidylinositol-3-phosphatase myotubularin-1. Gene Ontology annotation, cellular component: cytoplasm. Gene Ontology annotation, biological process: phosphatidylinositol dephosphorylation. Gene Ontology annotation, molecular function: phosphatidylinositol-3,5-bisphosphate phosphatase activity; phosphatidylinositol-3-phosphate phosphatase activity. The record is from RefSeq and is a predicted model, not a curated record. NCBI's taxonomy places the organism in Eukaryota, Viridiplantae, Streptophyta, Magnoliopsida, Asterales, Asteraceae.
CUGAGAAAACCAAACUCGUCCGAAAAUCAGAAUCCCUCUUUUUUCUCUCUCCUCUCACCAUCAUCACCGGAGUUUCGACGUCCAUGGCGAUGCCAAGAAAUCGACGGACAACUUCCCUCCGUGACUCCGAUAGUCGACUCGGUGAGUCGGACAAGAUUGAUGGAGCCGGUAGUUGGGACGCUAUUGAGUGGACCAAGAUCGAUCAGCCUGUUUCAAGGCCUGUUCCUCAUGGAUUAUCUGAUUUUUUGUACGAAGCUGAGGAGGUUAUCGCUGAGGGGUAUGGCGUUCUUGUUAACACUGAUGAAGCCGGUACCUUGUUUGUGACCAAUUUUCGUCUUCUUUUUUUGAGUGAAGGGUCCAGGGAUAUUAUCGCACUAGGAACUAUACCAUUGGCAACUAUUGAAAAGUUUAGCAAGAUUGUUACAAAGCAACAAUCAGGUCCUAGGCAAUCUGACAAGAUUCCUUCACGAAGGCUUCUUCAAAUUGUUGGAAAAGACAUGAGGAUUAUUAUAUUUGCUUUUCGCCCUCGAACCAAACAGAGACGAGCUGUCUUUGAGGCAUUACUGAGGUGUGCAAGGCCUCCAAGGCUGUGGGAUCUUUACACUUUCUCUUCUGGUCCUUCAAGGUUCAGCAAUACAAGCCCUAGAGUGCGUCUAGUGAACGAAUACAUACGCCUCCUUGGAAUGGAAUCACAUACUCCAGUAACCUCCAUUGAAGAUGGUUCAUUCACCUUGUCUAAUGAUUGGUGGAGAAUCAGUGACAUCAAUGCAAACUAUGACAUGUGUCCAACUUACCCUUCUUCUUUACUAUUACCAAAAUCCAUCAGAGAUGAGGAUGUGCUGCAAGCUUGUAAAUUUCGUGCACGUUGUAGAUUGCCUACAAUAUCAUGGUGUGAUGCACGCACUGGAGCUGUUCUUGCAAGAUCAUCCCAACCACUAGUUGGGCUGAUGAUGAAUAUGAGAAGCAAUGCUGAUGAAAAUCUGGUUGGUGCUCUCUGUACUCAACUUUCUGGUGGAAAGACAGGGCGCAGGAAGUUAUAUAUAGCAGAUGCAAGACCUCGGAAAAAUGCAUUGGCAAAUGGGGCAAUGGGAGGUGGAUCGGAGUCGUCUUCCAAUUAUUUCCAGUCUGAGAUUGUGUUUUUUGGGAUAGAUAACAUCCAUGCUAUGAGGGAAAGCCUUGUUCGCCUCAGAGACUACCUGGAUACACAUGGAACCAAAUCUUCAGAUGGAAUGUCAUCAUUUUUGAGAAAUGGGGGAUGGACAUGGGGUGGAGGUAAUUUAAGCAGUAUGUCUGCUUCUGUAUCGACACUUGGCGACAGUGGUUGGUUAAUUCACAUCCAGAAUGUUCUGGCUGGAUCUGCUUGGAUUGCUGCUCGUGUGGCAAUAGAAUCUGCAUCUGUGCUUGUUCAUUGCAGUGAUGGAUGGGACAGAACAACACAGCUAGUUGCACUUGCAAGUUUGUUGCUUGAUCCGUAUUAUCGCACCAUAAAGGGAUUUCAGGCACUUGUGGAAAAAGAUUGGCUUGCAUUUGGGCAUCCAUUUUCAGAUAGGGCAGGAAUGGGAAGCUUAUCUGGGAGUGGUUCAGAAUUACCCAGACAGUCUUCAAGUACAAAUUUCCCAUCAUCACCCAUGCGUCAAACAACUGGUUCAUUCUCAUCACAAUCCCCAGCCUCUACACAAACACAAACACAAACUUCAAACAAUUAUUCUCCAAUAUUUCUUCAGUGGGUUGAUUGUGUCUCCCAGUUAUUACGAGUGUACCCUUUUGCAUUUGAAUUCUCAUCGGUUUUUUUGGUUGAUUUCCUAGAUUGUAUGCUUUCAUGUCGUUUUGGGAACUUCCUGUGCAAUAAUGAGAAGGAAAGGGAACAGUUUGGUGUUUCUGAGGCGUGUGGGUGCAUGUGGAUGUAUUUAGAUGAUUUACGUGCUUCAGGGGGGAACUCUCACGUGCACUACAACCUCUUCUAUGAUCCGUCAAAACACAAUGGUCCUUUACUGCCGCCAGCUGCCGCCUUGGCCCCGACCUUGUGGCCCCAAUUCCAUCUCAGGUGGGCAUGUCCUUCAGAAGCUCAAGCUGGGGAGGUCGAAGCUCAGUGUAGGAAUAUGGUAGAAAAGAUCUCUGAACUUCAAAAGGCAAAGGACGUGGCUGAGAGGAAAGCAAGAGAAGCGAUUGCAUCAAUGGAGGCAGUAAAAGCAGAGAUACGAAACGAAAAACAAGUGAGCAGUUCAGCCAUGAAUCUGGCAAGAAAAGCAAACAGAGAAAACGAUAUGAUAAAGAGAGCCAUACAAUCACUCGGGUGUAGGAUUCAUGUUUCUGGGAAUGAUGACUGUACAAUCGACAUUGAAACCAAUGUAGCCGACAUACCACAAAGAAUAACAUCAUCUUCAAUGAGAGAGACAGGAGGUAGUGAGGAAAAGACGGAUAUGCCCAUCUCGGUUACCAUAACUGCUGAUAACAAUGAUGUGUCUGAAAACCCAAUUCUUAGGGUUUGCGAGUCUCUUUGUCCACAAAGGACACGAGAGGGAGGGUGUAAGUGGCCUGAUGCUGGUUGUGCUCAACUUGAGAGCCAAUUUGUAGGUUUGAGAGCUAACUAUGAUGCUUUUGACCGCUUGUCAAUCUACGAUAGCUACUUUCAGCCAAAAUGACAAAUCACAAAUUUACCCUCCUAAGCCAUAGGAAGAGAAUAGGUGACAUUCGGCAUAUUGUACAGUCUAGUCUGAGGGAGAAAGAAGAACAAACAAACCACUGGAUAAAGAAAAUUAUCUACUCAACUGAAAAAAAAAAAAAAAAAAGCCCUAGUUUGAAAGGGAAAAACUUGCUAAAUUAUAUUCUUGGAUGAUGUUUGGUUUUAGGAAUGAAUUAAUUGUACAGGUGAAGUGUAAAGGAGGUGGCGUUUCUCAUGGUUAUGUUUUUGAGGUGGUGGCCGGUGGCUGGUUGUGUACACUGUACAGAUUGUUGUUGGUAGUUAGGUAACUAGUUAGUGUAGGUGUAUUAAUUACUUCUGAAACUAGAGAUGUAAAAGUAGUUCAUCAACAUUUUUGUUGGUUAAAACUUCAAAACUUAAAACAAGCAACUCAUACUAGAUACUAA